Molecule: messenger RNA, 1652 nt
Organism: Megalobrama amblycephala (Wuchang bream)
Lineage: Eukaryota; Metazoa; Chordata; Actinopteri; Cypriniformes; Xenocyprididae
Product: protein FAM222A
Exons: 3
Coding region: 375-1352 (325 amino acids)
Source: RefSeq, a predicted model, not a curated record
GCGGAAUGAUAACGCGUCGCGUCGCUGCUGUGUGAGAUCAGAAGAUGAGGGACGCUGAGGAGACCUCCAGCUCGCGCCUCGUCCGUUAUUACACACAAACUGACUUUAUAAACGAGGAAACUUUUUCUGUAAUUCAGUUUCUGGUUAAUAACCGCGAUCGACUAUCAGUUGGAGUUGAUUUUCGACCGAUGGUUUGUGUUUGUCGGCUCUCGGAUGGAUUGUGUCGCUGAAGCAGGUGCAUCUCCAUCAUAACAUGAACUUCAGGAGCUGCUGGAUCUCAUCACACACAUGCUGGAAUAUCGCAUGGAUCUUGCUGGGAUCAGAUGGUUUUAAAGCAGUUCAUGAUCUCUGACCUGUAGAGCUCAAACGGCACCAUGCUGGCAUGUCUGCAGAGACAGAACCAACCGGCCCGACACCACCAACAACAGCUGACGUGUGCCGCACAGAUCCUGGACGUGCCGCUCAAUCACAAGAGUGAGCCGAACUCCCAGCGUUACCCGUCCGCAGUGGAGCUGGACGCCUACGCCCAGAGGACGGCCGACAGCCCGCUGUCAAUCAAGAUCUUCCCCUCCAACAUCAGGGUCCCGCAGCACAAACAGAUCAGCAGGACCGUCAACGGCCUGGACACCCGGUUCGGCGCCUGCUCGCACCCGUACGCCAGCGGCUACCAGGGUUUGUUGGCGAUCGUCAAGACUCCCGCCCGCGUGUUGAAGAGCUCAGACGGCAAACGGACCAAACUGUCUCCGAUCCAGAUGGCGGUGGCUCCUUACGCUCUGCCAAGCCACAGACACCGGCAGAAGCCGUAUAGUUUGGGAUCUCACGCCGUUCUCCAACAGAUGAGCCGUCCGUCCAACAUCCAGUCCAGCCCUUCCUUCACAGCCGCGUCCUGCGCCGAAUCCGGGUUCGCGGUCGCUCAGAACGGCCUCGCCUACUCGGGAGCCGUUUUGCCCACUCAAAGCGCGGACGUGGCCGGUUCGGGUUCGGAUUACUGGCAGCACCGCGGUCUACUGCACGUCUACGGCCGCUCGCCCGAGGCCUGCUACAGAUCUCGCCCGCUGGACAAGGUCAUGGCGUCCCCGUUCUUCGCUCCGGCUUGGAACAGCGUUCUGGCCACACCGGACAGCGACUGCUACAACCCUCAAGAGCUGCCCACGGGGCACCCGCACCUCCGGCCUCCGCCGUGGCCGCCCGGGAAGAGCCAGUGCCAGGCGUCGCUCCUCAGCAGCAGCCUGCAGUCUCUGGAGAGCCUCAUCAGCGAGAUCCAUCCGCCCUGCAUCAAGGAGUGCAUGCUGGGACGAGGUUACGACGCCGGCCCGCAGCUUCUCGACCAACAUCUGCCUGUGUUGAGAUAGGACCGGCUGAGAUUUAAAGGGUGGCGUUAAUCCUUACUGUGUUGUUGUUGGAUUUAGGGGCAUUGGAUGCUUUUCUGUGUUCAUGAAGUCAGUCGCUGUGAGGUUCAGAUGAGCUUUUCUGAGGCCUCUUUCACUCAUCCUGCUUCUGCAGUGUGUUUCCUAUCAUACACUACCGUUCAGAAGUCCUGAGAGUCUCUGGAAAAAUACAGUAAAAAUAGUGAAAUAUUUUUACGAUGUAAAUCAGCUGUUUUCUAUGUGAAUAUAUAGUAAAGUGUAAUUUAUUCCUGUGAUCAAAGCUGA